Molecule: messenger RNA, 3632 nt
Organism: Folsomia candida
Lineage: Eukaryota; Metazoa; Arthropoda; Collembola; Entomobryomorpha; Isotomidae
Product: adhesion G protein-coupled receptor L4
Exons: 15
Coding region: 335-3475 (1046 amino acids)
Biological process (GO): adenylate cyclase-activating G protein-coupled receptor signaling pathway; cell surface receptor signaling pathway
Cellular component (GO): membrane
Molecular function (GO): G protein-coupled receptor activity
Source: RefSeq, a predicted model, not a curated record
UGUGCGGAAACAUGUCUCAAAUGUCCGUGCACUUGGUUGUUCAAUAUGGCUUAUCAUUCAUAUAUAACAAGAUAACCAAUAUUAUCUUAACCAACCUUGAGAAUAACCUAAGCUUAGUCAUGCAUUUAAUAAUUCAAUCAUUAAACUAACAAUACUGUCAAAAAAUCUGUCAUUCCCAUUACUAGCAAUUGAAAUAUUUUAAUUUUAGCCAAUUUGGAUGUACAUCUGCUGCACACAAGGUUUUUGCAUGCAUUCUAAAACUGCGAAACUGCUACAAUCUUUGUGAAUAUUAUCGAAUUGUAUAAAUAUUUACUUUUGACAUGUUCGUUAAAUAAUGGCGUAUUUCUGGAUUAGAGGAAUUCGAUUUAUCGUAUUGGUGGCAUUUCUGCUAAGUCUCGAAAAAACUUGCUUGGAAAACAAUUUUGCCAAUGCAAUUAUAUCCUCAGAAUCUGGACUCUAUGAUCAAUAUAACAGAGAUGAUGAAACUGGCAAGUUUGAGUUAUUAUUGUCAAAAGGUUACAUAAGUGACCCCACUAAUACAACGGAACCUACAACACCAGAACCAACCACAAAUACAACUACCACGCUGGAACCAACCAAGCCAGAACCAACUACGCCGGAGUCAAAUACAAAUGCAACUACGCUAGAACCAACUACAAACACAACUGCUCCGGAACCAACAACUACGCCGGAACCAACAACUACGCCGGAACCAACUACUCCGGAACCAACAACUACGCCGGAACCAACUACUCCGGAACCAACAACUACGCCGGAACCAACUACUCCGGAACCAACAACUACGCCGGAACCAACUACUCCGGAACCAACAACUACGCCGGAACCAACUACUCCGGAACCAACAACUACGCCGGAACCAACUACUCCGGAACCACCAACAAGUACGACUACGGCAGGACGAACUACGCCAGAGCCAACGAUCCCAGAACCAACUACGCCAGGAUUAACUACAGGUUCUGUAACCUCAACAUUUCCAACGAUUACGACUACUGUGAUGCCAACAACCUCCAUUGCCACAACCACUAGCCCACCUCCUCGAGGUUGUCCGAUAAAAUGCACCAAAACCGAUUCGGAUGGGUUUUAUUGGUCGGUAUGUGGUGAAAUAAUGGGGACGGAAAGUUGCAACAGAGUCGUCGCAAAUUCAACAGGACAGAUCACUUGGGAGUGCUUACCUAAUGGCAAGUUCGCCACUGAACAACCAGAUUCCUCAAAAUGCACGACAAGUUGGGUGGACGAUUUUUUGAAAGAAUCUGGUCAAGUUACGAACACAACCACAGCGGUGGAGUAUUUGAAGAAACUGCAGGAGAAAGUGUCCCUAGAUUCUUCCUCGAAUGAUCCCAAUUACUUUGGUCAUGAAAUAGGAACGCUCAACGACAUUCUAACAAACGUAACCAAAACAGUGAGUAGCUCGACAACGGACUCUGAUGCAUUUCUCCAAGUUGCCAAUUGGACUGUGAGAAUUGCACAAAGAAUUAUUAAAACUCCCAAGCCCUGGCAUCAUCUGGCAUUGAAAAAUCGAUCCCACCUUGCAACAAGCUUGACCAUCACGAUUGAAGAGACGUCGUUUCUGUUAACAUCAAAAGUGAAAGUGACGAUGACUGGACCUCAAACUUUGGAUGCUGAGAAUAUUUUAGAUUACACAUCGUUUUUUUACAAGGACAUUUUGAAUGAGCCCCAAUUCACAGUCACAUCUCUCGCCUAUUCGAAAAUAUUUCCUGGAUUAGACAACCUGAAAUAUCCAUUUAUUGGCAAUCCAAAUUCUGUGAUAAAGUUACCUCCGCGUUGGACUGAGUUAGUUGCUGGACAAAAAAUUGAAUGCGUUGGAAUGUUCAUGGAUGCAAAUUACGCCAGUCUAAUUAUGCCUGGUCAGUAUGAAAAGCUUGGACUCGAUACUGACCUGGGAUACAAGAAAAUUUUAAAUGGAAAAGUCAUGUCCUUCACAGUAGCAUCCAGUUCGCCGUCCAAUGAUAAGCUUUCGAAUGGAGAGAAUGGCACAUCAGAGAAAGUUGAGUUUGAAUUCAAAGAUCAAGGAGUCCAAAUAGUCUUUCACCAUGACUUUGAAGCCUGGGGGAAUGAAGCGUUCGACAUACCAAGAAAACUUUAUUCCGGAGAAAAGCCCAAAGCUGUUCAAGGAACUGCACAAUGUGUUUAUUGGGACACCAAUAAAUUAGAGUGGUCCCAAAAAGGAUGUAAAAUUGUCUCCAGCACUAAAUCAGAAACAAUUUGUGAGUGCAACCAUUUGACCUCUUUUGCAAUUUUGAUGGAUGUUCACAAUUAUGUGGGUAAAAACGCUGGUCUUGAAAUUGUGACGCUUAUCCUGGUUCCAAUUUCCAUCCUCUGUUUAAUCUUCACAAUAGCAAUGUUCUACGGGAUAAGAAAAGCUCGUAGCCAACGUACGAUGAUCACGCGUAAUCUUGCAGUAUGUCUCGCAGUUGGAAACCUGUUAGUUCUGCUCGUUCUGGACAAGACUUAUUUCAAUUUGAGUCAGGGUUUGUGCGUUGCUUCGGGAAUUCUUAUCCACUACAGUUUUCUUGCUGCUUUUGGGUGGAUGGGAGUUCAAGGGAUAUAUUUGUACCGCAUGGUGGUCGAUAUCUUCAACGUGAAAAGCUCCUUCUUAAUGUUCAGACUGCUUUCGUACGGAGGACCUUUAGUGAUUAUUGCAAUCACUACGAUGGCUGGUUACUUGUCCGGGGAUGAGCCGUAUGGGGGAGAAGUUGUAUGCUGGCUAAAUGGAGGCUACAUGUGGGGAUUUAUGGGACCCGUCUUGAUAAUUAUUAUUUUGAACACUGUUAUUUUAUCCUUGAGCUUAUGGAAAAGCCACCGUAUUCGAAUCCGCUCAGACGCCUCCAUUUUUAGUCGUCGUGUCAGUUCACUCAGAACAUGGAUCAAGGGAAGUUUUGCGUUGACCGUACUUCUGGGAAUCACUUGGAUAAUUGGAUUUCUAAUGUUGACCCCACAAAUUCCUGGCAUUGCUGCUGCAUAUUUGUUCACAAUUUUGAAUGCAUCUCAGGGUAUAUUCAUAUUUAUUUUUGAUUGCUUCCUGAAUGAAAAAGUGCGUCAAGGAAUCCACCGGCAGUAUGGAAGGUUGCUUCCCGUACGCCUUAAUACUUGGCUGAAGAAAACGUCUACAUCAUCACUUGGAACGACAAAUGCGAGUGUAAACAUCUCCUCAACCGUCAAGAAAAGGAAAUUGUCCGCAUCCUCAGAGUCCAAUGGGGGAACUAAUUCUUCAAGAACUAAUUCUGGCCGAGAUAGCUUACCUCCUGUUCCACCAGCAAGGAAAAUGGUCCAGGACGCUGAUUUGAUUUCACCACAGGGUAAAAAACAAAGCAUUCUUGACAGUGGCAGUGAGAACUUUGGAGUGAGAAGGUCUGCAGACGACUCAACUUCGCCUAUUACUAAAAAUGCUGGACCUGUACAAUUUAGCCCUGCGACAGCUCUUGUUGACCAGUAAUUGGUCAUUGGGAUUUCCAUCCAUAUUAUUUGUUAAUCCAUAAUAAUGUCAACGGGUAUGUUUAAAUGGUUAUUCGUCGUUUACAUGAAUAACUAAACUAUAAGACUGUAUAAUGCUAAUGUAUGCAUGUGAAAUAAAUAGAGUUUGACUGAUUGGA